UAAGGCUAAAUUGUAUUUUAAUGUUGGGAUGGUGUGGCCUUUCUAUAGAAAGGCAAUAAAUUCCUAAUUUCAACUUCAGAGUCACUGACUCUAACUCAACAACCAUCAUCCAACACUGCUUUGAAACUUAACUGACCUGCAAGAUUGUGUUCACCAGCAACCUUUGCUUUGGACCACCAACCACCUCUCCAUUGUAUUCCAGGAGUCAUCAGGAUGGCUUCCCAUAAAUGCUCCCUCCUGUUCUUCAUCUUCAUGUUUUCCUCCAUCAGAGCUGACGAUCCCGCUGCUCUGAAAGUCCGGAUCACCAACCACGCCAUGAACAUGUUGAGAGAUGAAGCUCAGGCCAUGUUCCAGGAGGACAUGGCUGGAAGAACGUUUGAAGGCUUCCAGUUUUGGAGCUGUAAUGUCAGCAAUGUGAACUUAACUGAGGUCAGCGUCAAUCAAGCUCAUCUGCAGUUCGUAGAGAACUACGGCUUCCAGUUCAUGAUCAAGAACUUCAGCUUUACCUUGAACUUUAACAGCACCAAUUGUUCUUGGUUACCCGCUGAAGUCAGCAUUACAGGCCUGUCUGCCACCAUGGAAAUUGGUCUGACCAGGAAUGAAAACAGACUGGCAGCCAACAUGAGGACUUGCCAGGCUUCAAUAGACCGAAUAAGAUUUGUUGGAACGAGUCUACCCAGGAUUAUUAAGGCGAUAGUUCAGUGGGUUCUGGCUCCAUUUGUGAACAAUGUGUUCUGCCCCGUACUAAAGGUAAUCGGCCCGUUAUUGGUCAACAGGAAGCUAAACACAAUUCCAAUGGUAGCAGAGCUCCUUCCAAACUAUGGCAUCGGCUUCAACUAUUCCCUAACCAGAGACGUCGAAGUAACAACCACAAGCCUGGACAUGUCUUUCAAAGUCCAGGCGUACAGGCAGCCACAGCCCCCUCCUAUGGCGAAUGGUGGCAUGGAGCCGGUUUUCACAGAGGACGCCCUGAUGGCAUACGUGGGCAUCUCUGAGUUUUUCUUCAACUCUGCUGCCAGAUCCCUCUAUGAAGCAGGACUCAUGGAGACAAAUUUCACUGAGAUAAACUCAACGGCUUCAAAGAUCAUUUUAAAAUUCAAGCAGUUCUUCACACAACCGUGGAACCUGAAACAACCUCUUGAAGCUAAGGUGAACAUCACUGAGGUACCCAGCAUCAGCAUCACGCGUGAUGGUGUCUUCUUCAACAUGAGACCCAGAGUUACGGUCAUUUCUCCUGGAACUCGAACACCCAAUGUCUUCUCCUUAUCUGCGGUGUGCCCCAUCAGCUUGAUGGUUACUGUUGAGGGAAACCGUCUUACUUUGCCUUCUAGAGAUGUCAGAUGUCGACUAGUAACCAGCAAUGCUUUUAAACGGUUCUUGGUGGCACCUCUGAAUGCUCUGCUGAACAACAGAGCCAAAGCGUUCCUGUCAGGCUUGUUUAGUAAUGAAGUGAAGAUUCCUGUUCCUGAAGGAGUGAACUUCACCCAGGGAAACAUCCGAUAUGAAAAGGGCUUUGUAGUGGUUGGAGGAUCCCUGAGCUUCACCCCAGCUGGGAGGCAGAAGCUGUUGAACUGGGGGUGAGGUCCCGGCGGAUGAACAGCCCCGGAUGAGCCGAAGACAAGAGCCUUCCUUAUCUCCAGCUUUCAGUACCAGUUUUGUUCAGAAAUAAAAUCCUUCAGCAUCUCAA
Messenger RNA from Girardinichthys multiradiatus, 1687 nucleotides. RefSeq names its product phospholipid transfer protein-like. NCBI's taxonomy places the organism in Eukaryota, Metazoa, Chordata, Actinopteri, Cyprinodontiformes, Goodeidae. The record is from RefSeq and is a predicted model, not a curated record. Gene Ontology annotation, biological process: ceramide transport; high-density lipoprotein particle remodeling; phospholipid transport. Bases 214 to 1581 code for a protein of 455 amino acids. Gene Ontology annotation, molecular function: ceramide binding; phosphatidylglycerol binding; phosphatidylethanolamine transfer activity. The transcript has 15 exons.